Messenger RNA from Anthostomella pinea, 1638 nucleotides. The record is from the annotation of a GenBank genome assembly. Lineage: Eukaryota; Fungi; Ascomycota; Sordariomycetes; Xylariales; Xylariaceae.
AUGUUCAGUCUAAAACAUGCGCUCGCCGCCCUUCCAUUCCUGGCAUCAGCCUGCCUGGCAUUGACCAUCCCUGGGAACGACGGUAACGCUAUCGAGCAAUGGAAGUCGGAUGACGACGACUGGGGCCUCGUCAUGAGCAUGGACAUUCCCGACGGUGACAACUUCCCCAUGGUCGCCCACGGUCUGCUCAAGAACCACAAGAAAAAGGCCCAUAUAACAAUGUACGGCCGCGAGGUCAACUACGGAUGGGAGGAGAUCAGCACCGUCAAGCUCAACGAAUUCCUCGAUGACGAAGCCCUGAAAAAGGUCACAGCAGAAGCGCAAAAGGAUGCCCUCGACGACUCCAUGGAUGAGACAUGGCGCUCGAUCGCCAAGGAUUUGAUCAAAAACUACGGAGAAGCGAACUGCUUCAUCGAGGCCUGGAGGCAAAUUGCCCGUAUAAAGCGCGACAACCCUGAGUUUAAAACCUGGAUGACCGAGGUUCCCGUAUUCUACAUCGUCUCCGACGGGACCGCUGAUUUCAAGAAAAAAGCGGUCCCCAAGCUUUCAACCGAGUUUCAGGCCUGGUACGACUACUUACACGAAACCUCGACUACUGCCGACGAAGAGCUCUACAUGCAAGUCUCCAAGAUCCGCCUCAUGAGGUUCUUGGAUUCCUUCAAGAUCGACAGGAAAAGAUACAAGAUCGUCACCAAGGGCGGCGGCAAGCCUGAGGCUGGCGCCAGCGAGCCGCGCCUAAAAAAAGGCAUCCACUUCGCCAAGCAGGUCACGGACUAUGAAUGGGGUCUGGACGAUGACACAACCCAAUCGAUCCAGAAAUGCAAGGGGAUGAAUCGGAAGAAUCCGUAUGACAAGGAAAGGGAAACGUGCAUCCGCGGCGCCCUGCAGAAGAUGGGCAAGGAGUUCGUGAAGGAGAACGGCGACGUCGGCGAGCUUGUCACGUACAAAAAUGAGAUCCCAGACAGCGAUAUCAAAAAGGACAUCAAGAAAUACCUCAGCGUCAACAAGUUCCGAUACCUGGUAGGCGGCCCACUGACAUCGCUGGCGCACCAUCUUACGGCGGACGACAAUGACAAGGAGCACACGGUCGAGCAGGCCGUCGUCAUGCUGCAGUCCUUCGACCCCAAAUCGAACCUUUUCAAGGUGCAAUACAACCACUUCCUCGACCCAGGCGCGUCCAAACUCGUCAUGGGAAAGGCCAUCCAGGGCAACGACAAGCUGGACUUGUGGCUGAUACCCACCGAGAUCGCCAAGGUCAGCCCGUGGACCUUCACGUUCAGGAACCCGGACACCAUGGCUGAAGCGUUCGGCAAGGGCAGCGCCGUGUACUCGCUGGAGCAGUCGUUCGUCGGCGGGUCGGGGCUUCAGGCGAACCUGUUCGACCUGUUCUGCAGCGUCUACGCCUACGAGCCCGAUCUGUUCCCGGCCGCGAUCGCCGCGGACUACAAGGAGGACCGGUCGGUGGAGUACCUGGGUGUCGACUUUGUAAGACUCGAGAAGAGCGACAAGAGUGCGAUGUACGUUGUCGGGAUGAACAAGGACGAUCCGAUGAAUUACAACUUGAAUAACUAUCUCCACGAGAAGCUUCAGACUAAGAAGGAGGAUAUGCUGGAGUCUCUCAACAAGGUGAUGGGAUGA